GAAACGGAUGUCAAUCGUUGCAAACAUGCGCAUUGAACAACAAAACGUAGAGCCGACGCGCUGGAAAUACAGCAAAUAUUAAUUUAAAUUCCAAUCCGUCGAAAUCUAAACAUCAAUAUGUCGGCGUUAAUGCAGAAACCGAAGAGUGAGAUGACACCCGAGGAGCUCCAACAGCGAGAACAAGAGGAGUUUAACACAGGGCCUCUGUCAGUAUUAACACAGUCUGUAAAGAACAAUACACAGGUCCUCAUCAACUGUAGAAACAACAAAAAGCUUCUCGCCAGAGUGAAGGCCUUUGACAGGCAUUGUAAUAUGGUGUUGGAAAAUGUAAAAGAAAUGUGGACUGAAGUACCAAAAACAGGAAAGGGAAAGAAGAAAUCAAAACCAGUGAAUAAAGACAGAUACAUUUCAAAAAUGUUCCUGAGAGGAGACUCUGUGAUAUUGGUGCUAAGAAAUCCAAUGGCAACUGGAAAAUGAUGAAAAUAUUGAACAUAAUGUCAUUUAAUUUGAUCAAGAACUUGAAUGGACAUUGGGGGAUUUAGGUUGGUAAGACUACAGUGCACAUAGCUGACCAAUCUCUGUUGACUUCCGUGGUUCAUUUGUUAACAAAAGGCCAUGCUAUUUUCGAGAUGAAGAUUCAUAGAUGGAUAAUAAUUACUAUUUACUCUCAUUGUGGAUUGAAUAGUAUUUGAGACACGAGUUAUCUCCCUUUACUUUGUCUGGUAUCAGUACAUUUCCUUGGAAUGUAUGAUGUGAUAGGAAGCCCGAGAGUGUGCGUGUGUGUGAAAGCAUUGGUACCAAUUCAUCAAGCACAUUGUUUAUAACUUCAUCAUGUUGAAUAUUGUCCAUACAUUUUAUUACUCAUUUUUAAUGCAAUGUUUGGAAACGUUCUGAUAAAAGGUCAAUGUCAUUUCUUUUAAAUAACAAAGGUAAGGUCAUGUUUCAUCUUCAAAUCGUGCAUAAAAUUCAUUCAUCACAAGCACUAAUACAAGAUCUUGCAGCUGAUUUCAGGAAGUACUAUUUGUACUCUGGAGUACAUGUAUGUGUUAAAUAUUGUUUAAAUGUUUUGAUAUAGGAAACUAUGAAUAAAUGAUUUGUAAAUGAUAAAA
Messenger RNA from Pecten maximus, 1109 nucleotides. RefSeq names its product small nuclear ribonucleoprotein Sm D2. The transcript has 3 exons. The record is from RefSeq and is a predicted model, not a curated record. Gene Ontology annotation, cellular component: U5 snRNP; U2 snRNP; catalytic step 2 spliceosome. Gene Ontology annotation, biological process: RNA splicing; spliceosomal snRNP assembly. Lineage: Eukaryota; Metazoa; Mollusca; Bivalvia; Pectinida; Pectinidae. Gene Ontology annotation, molecular function: RNA binding. The coding region runs from base 118 to 477 and encodes 119 amino acids.